ACCUCACUGAGGAAGAAGCCUCUCUCUCUCUGACAAUUGCCCGUGAAUCCACUUGUCUCAACCCUUGUCUGAUCCAAACCAAAAACAAAAACUCAAAACACUUUCCCUAAGCUCAAAGCUACUCACUUUACACGGUACCCCAUUCCCAAUUCCACCAAAACCAACGGCCCUGAUCAUCCCCUCUCUCACUCCAACCCCUUAUCUUCAGCCACCCAACCACCAGUCACUGAAACACUCCAUCUCUGUUCCAAAUGGGUGUUCUUGUUCUGCUAUUUACAGUCGCAAGUCUGCUCCUUCUAGCAGAAUCCAAGACUUUCUGGGAAGACACUCAAGUUCUGAAGCAGCUGAAGAACAGACUAGACCCCAACUCAGUGGCUCAAGGCUCCUGCAUUAGCUCAUGGGACUUCAAACUCGACCCCUGCGACUCUCUCUUCAGCGAUCGGUUCACUUGUGGCUUCCGGUGCGACCUAGUCGACGACUCCGGUGUCAGCCGAGUCACCGAAAUCGGCCUAGACCAAGCUGGUUACUCCGGUUCUUCACUCUCCUCCCUUACCUGGAACCUCCCUUACUUGGAAACUCUAGACCUCUCUGGUAACUUCUUCUCCGGUUCACUCCCCGAGUCAUUCUCCAACCUCACUCGGCUCCGUCGACUCAUCCUCUCCGGAAACUCGUUCUCCGGCUCUAUUCCAGCUUCAAUUGGGUCCCUCACCAAUCUUGAAGAGCUCUUCCUCGACAACAAUUACCUCCGAGGCUCGAUCCCGCCGAGUUUGAACAACCUGGUCAGCCUGAACCGGCUGGAAAUCCAAGCUAAUAGUCUCAGCGGCGAGUUUCCGAAGUUAGAUUCCCUCACAAGCCUUUACUACUUAGACGCCGGCAACAAUGCAAUUACGGGUCAAGUCCCGUUCACAUUCCCACCUUCGUUGAUUCAAAUCUCCAUACGAAACAACAGCCUAGUCGGAACGGUCCCGGAAACCAUCAAACAGUUGGGUUCUCUACAAGUCCUCGAUCUGAGUCACAACCAACUCGGUGACUCCGUCCCGGCACACCUCUUUUCCCACCCAUCUCUCCAGCAGCUCACUCUCUCCUUCAACAAGUUCUCCUCCCUCCAAACCCCGAGCUCAGCCGGAUUCCAAAGCCAGCUCAUCGCCGUCGACCUCAGCAACAACAACUUACAAGGUUUCUUACCAUCCUUCAUGGCCCUAAUGCCAAAGCUCUCCGCUUUGUCCCUCGAAAACAACAAGUUCACUGGUAUGAUCCCAACCCAGUACGCCUUCAAAGUGGCCGUACCCGGAACCGGAGUCUCGCCGUUCGUCCGGCUUUUGCUCGGCGGAAACUACCUGUACGGACCCUUACCCGGUCCUUUACUUAGUAUGAAACCCGGUUCGGCGAACGUGGGUCUUGGCAAUAACUGCCUGUACAGAUGUCCAAGGGUUUUCUUCUUUUGUCAAGGCGGUGACCAAAAAUCGUCAUCCGAGUGUAGAAGCUUCGUCCCUGUAAUUCCCUGAAUCAAUGGACGUUAUCAAUGUCUGUAACACUAUGAAUUUAUGACAUAAAUAUUCAAUAAUUAAAUUUGAUUUAUUUUGUUAUCUC
Molecule: messenger RNA, 1590 nt
Organism: Rosa chinensis
Lineage: Eukaryota; Viridiplantae; Streptophyta; Magnoliopsida; Rosales; Rosaceae
Product: receptor-like protein 36
Exons: 1
Coding region: 252-1505 (417 amino acids)
Molecular function (GO): protein binding
Source: RefSeq, a predicted model, not a curated record